AUCGUUUAACUUCCCGUCAUCUUGAAUGAGAGCAUGUUGCCAAAACCACAGGUUGAUCACGUGACACGGGUUUUCUACUUUCUGGGUUUAGUUUGUGCGGCACGAUAUCUUCAUUUUGAAAAAGAAUUCACUUCGAAGGGGGGGGGGGGUUUCGGUUUUCUUUCACAAUGAAUGAGAAUAAACUCUUCCUGUAAAAAGACACACAGGAAGCAAAAAGAGGAAGAGGAAGAAAGUGGACGGAGAGGUGAUGGACUCGGCAGAUGAGAACUUUAGUCCAGUCAUCGUCACGAAUGGUGCUUAUCCGGUACGCUGCACAGAGGACGUACUUCUGCCUUUCUUCACAGAUGAGAGUCUGCAGGCCGCAAUGGACACACAACACCCUGCUGCCCCCCACAGCGUCCCCCCGGCUCUCCCAGAGCUUAGACUCGUCCUCCUGGGCAGGAAAGGAGCGGGGAAGAGCGCAGCAGGCAACACCAUCCUGGGAGCGGGAGGCUUUGAGAGCGGGAAGCCCACGGAGGAGUGUGUGAAAAGGAGAGCUGAUGUGGCGGGGAGGAAAGUCACGGUGGUGGACACCCCAGGGUGGGAGUGGUACUACCCGCUCAACAGCACCCCCAACUGGGUGAGGAGAGAGACUUUACGGAGUGUGUCCCUUUGCCCGCCUGGACCCCAUGCUGUGCUCCUGGUGGUGCGAUCCUGCGCCUCAGUAACAGAGGACUACAUCAGUGAGAUAGAGGAGCACCUGCAGCCGCUGGGGAAAGGAGUUUGGGAGCACACCAUGCUGCUGUUCACCAGGGGAGACGAACUAGGCCUGGUGUCCAUGGAGCAGCGAAUCCUGACGAGCGGCCCGCCACUACAGAGGCUCCUCCAGAAGUGCGCGAACAGAUACUAUGUCGUGGAUAACCGGAGCAAAGGAGACGGGACGCAGGUUAAAGAGCUGAUAAGGAAGCUGGGGGAGAUGGUGGAGGGGAAGAAGGGGGGAAGCAGUCAUUUGGAGAUGGAUAAUACGUUCCUGGUGGGUCUGGAAGCAGACGGGAAGAGGAGAGCGAGGGAGAGGAGGAAGAAACAGAGGCAGAUGGAGGCGCAGAUGCAGAGAGGAACCAUCAAAGCUGCUCUAAUGAGCGACGGUCUUCAGGGUUCUGAGCUAGACGCCCACCAGUCGUUUUCCAAGGCUCCCCGACGUUUACCCGAGGUCAGACUGGUUCUCCUGGGCGAGCGUGAAACAGGAAAGAGCUCUGCCGGGAACACCAUCUUGGGCAAAAUGGGCUUCUUCCAGUGCGACGCAGUAACGGAGGAGUGCAUCCGUCAGCAAGCGGAGGUGGCCAUGAGGCUGGUGACUGUGGUGGACACUCCGGGCUGGGAGGGAGGUGUAGCGGGGGCCACAACUGAGAGGGUGAAGAGGGAGAUUGUGAGCAGCGUGGCCUUGUGUCCUCCGGGGCCCCACGCGCUCCUGCUGACUCUGAGGGUGGAUACGUUGGUGAGGGAGGCACAUGUGAAGGAGCAUCUGGAGCUUCUGGGCGAGGGCGUUUGGAGACACACGAUAUUGCUGUUCACACACGGGGAUCAGCUUCGGGAGGGGGUGGAUAUCAAGCAACACAUCCAGGCUGGAGGCAGGGACCUCCAGGGGCUUCUGGAGAAGUGCAGGGGCAGGUAUCACGUCAUUAGCAGCACAGAUGGAGGAGGGAGAGGAAAUGGAGGCUCCAGUAAAGUGACGGAGCUCCUGCAGAAGGUGGAAAAGAUGGCCUCAAUGAACAGGUGUGAGGCUUUCUCCGGCCUGGUUCAGGACGUCAGGGUUAUGAGCGGGCACAGGAACGAGAAGUUCAACCAGCGCCUGAAGGAGAUGGGAGACAAAAUGCUUCGUCAGAAGGACGAGUUGAAAAAUAUGAGAGAGAGGGAGAUGAAAAGAAUGAGGUGGUUUUCUGACAGAAAGAAAAAGGUAAAAUCGCCCGGAAAGGCCGAUGUUCAGAGGCAAGAAGAGGAGGAGGAGGAGGAGGAGGAGGAGGAAGAGGACAGAAGGAUGGACGAAAGGAAGAAGGACAUCAAGGAUCUAGAAGAGAGGAUGCGGUGGCUGACAGAGGAUAAAGAGAGAGAAAUUCAGGAUGUGAGCAUAGUAAAUGAGAGGAUCCGCGUAGCACUAAACCAGAGUCAAGGAGAAAAGGACAAGGCGACGCUCAAACUGGAGGUAAAAGAGAGCGAGAUCGAAGAGCUGAAAGAAAGAAUUGACGAGCAGCAACAGAAGAUGCUCGACCUCGAACGCGCCGAUGUAGAAAAAGAUCAGGAGAGAAAACAGAGGGAGGAUGACAUUAAAACGAAGAAACAAGAGUGGAUGAGCGAGGUCAAGAAAUUGGGGGAAAACAUAGAGCUGCAGAAGAAAGAGAAAGCAGAGUGGAUGGAAAAGGUCGAUGCUUUAAAAGCAGAAAUGGACGAGACUAAAAGACACUAUGAUGAUACUGUUGAGAGGACCGAACAAGAGAAUAAGAGGGAGAUGGCAGAGAUGGAAGAAAAACUUAAAAAAGAGAUGGAAAUGAAAGACAAAGAGCGGGAAGAACUGAGGAAGAAAGCAUCAGAGGAAAAGCAGAUAACUCUCGACAACGCCAAACAAUAUGAAAAACAACAUAAAGAAGAGAUAGAGGGAAAAAUGCAAGAGAAAGAGGAAGAGAUACGAGGAAUGAAACUGCAGCAUCAGGAAGAGAUGGCCGGAAGAAUCGAAAAAAUUACGGAGGCAAUGAAAGUUCAACACCGAGACGAAAUUGAUCAGAAGUUGAAAGACGAGGCAGAAGAUCUAGAAAGGGUCAAACAACAGCACAAAGAUGAAAUAAAGGACAUGCAGAAAGAUAUUCAAAGAAAGAUUGCAGAGCUGGAAGAGCAGUUUGCUAACGAAAAAGGGGAACAAAUGCAGGCAAAAACGAGAGAGAUGGUAGAGUUAGAGCAAAGGUAUCUGGUCCAAACAGAAAGAGCAACGCUGGGAAAUGAAAAAGAAAAGGAAAUGAUUCAUCUUAAGCACAGAAAAGACAUAGCACAGAAGAUGCAAGACAGAGAAAAGGAGAUAGAAGAGUUAAAACUGCAGCAUCAGGAAGAAAUGGCAAGAAAAAUGAAUGUAAUGGACAAAGUCAUUAAGACUACAGGGGCUGAACACGAGGAGGAAAUGGGCAGAAAAGCGAAAGAGAAGGAGGAAGAUGUUGAAAGGGUCCUACAACAGUACAGUGAUCAAAUAAGUUGGAAGGAGCAAGAAAGACAGAGAGAGAUUAAGGAACUGAAACAACAGUUUGCAGAAGAAAUUGAGAAACAAUUGCAGGAAAGACAAAGAGAGAUAAGAGAGCUAAAGCAACGGCACGCCGCCCAAACAGAAGAGAAGGUGCGAGAGAAUGAAAAAGAGAAGGAAGUGAUGAAUGAAAAUCACGAAAAACACAUUUUGCAAAAAACGCAAGAGAGAGACGGACUAAUAGAGGAGAUUAAACGUCAGCACAUGCAAGAAAGUGAGCGGGGGAAAAGAGAGAUGGAGAAAAGACUGGAGGGGAAGGAGGAGAUAGUGGAGAUCAAACUUAAUGUCAAAGAAAUGAAGGAAAAGCUGCGACAAAAGGAAGAGAAAGAAAUAGAUUAUUUAAAUUACAAGCGAGAAAUGGAGCAAAGGCUGAGGGGAGGAGAAAGAGAGACAGAAGCGAUAAAAGAAACAGAAAAGGAAAGGGAAAGAGAUUAUCUAAAUCACAAGAAACAGAUGAACCAGAAACUGCAAGAAAAUGAAAGAACGAUAGAAAAGUUGAAUCGGCAUAUAAAGGACGUUGAUGAAAUCCUGCAGAGAAAAGAAGAACAGAGAGGAGAGAUUAUUCUAAGUCAAGAGAAAGAGGCAGAGCAGCAGCUGCGAGACAGAGAGCGAGAGAUGGAGGAGAUGAAACUACAGCUUUUCAACGACACGGAGAGAAAACUGAAGGAAAAGGAAAGUGAGAUGGAAAUUGUUAAACAUCAGGCCGAGUCCAGGGAGGCGAGGUGGGAGGAAGAGCGGAGGAAGAAGGACGAGAAGGGAGAAAACGAGUUGAAACGACUGAUAGAAAUCAUCGACAAGAAAACGGAUGAAAUAACGCAAGCAGAAUGUCUUCUCGCAGAGAGAGAUGGAGAGUUUGAUGAGGCACAAAGGACGUACUUAAAAGAAAUUGAAGAGCUGAAAGAAAGCAAUAAAAACCAAGCCUGUAGUAUCAUGGAGAUACAGCAGCGUCACGCAGAGGAGGAGAGGAAGAAAGAGGCUGACCGAAGGGAAAAACUUCAGGACAAAGAAGCAGAACUGAGGCAGAAAGACCGAGAAAACGAGAAAGAGAUCGUCCAACUGAGGAUCACGAUCGAGCAGACAAAGUCCGAGCUGAAGGAGCUCAUCAACAGAAUGGAGAAGGAGACGACAAGCAUGAUUCAGGAAUACGAAAAGGAGAUUGAGAGAAGGAACGAGAGCAUAGAAUCCAUAUCGAAGGAGAGGGAUCGCGCUAUAAUUCGCUCAGAGGAAGCCGCAGAGCAAAAUGAGGAAAGUCGGAGGAGAGCUGAGGAGCUGCAGGAGCAAAACGAGAAGCUGAGCAAAGACACGGACAACCUCAAAAUAAAGUGCGAGGAGCUGAAGAAGGAGAGUGAUGAGGAAGUUAGGAAACAUCUGAGGGGAUGUGAAGAGCAGGAAGCAGAGAUACAAGGCAUUCUUAAACAGAGAGAUGUGGAGGUCGGGGAGUUAAAGGAGGAGAAUGACAAACUGAAAGUAGAGAUUGAAAGGAUGAGAGAGAGAGAAGGUGAGGCAGCAAAGCAGAUGGAUGAAAUGAGAGAGCAUUUCCAGAAAGAAAGCGAGUUGAAAAGGGAAAAAGAAGCAGGGGAAUGGGAGCAGGUCCUGAGCAGAAGCGACGAAGAGUUGAGCAAAAGAGGACAAGAUCUUGACGUAAAAGAGGAAGAGCUGGUUCAAAAAGAGGUAAAGUUGGAACGUAAGGAAGAAGAACAGAGUAAACGGGAAGCAAGUUUAGAAAAACGGCAAAAAGAAACAGAUAGAAACGACCAAGAUGCAAUCAUUAAAGCGCAAAAUAUCGAGAAAAAGGAAAGGGAGCUGGAAAGCUUGCUUAGAGCUCUGGAAGGCAAACAGAAAGAGUUGAACUGUCACGGUCAAGAUCUUCAGGAGAAGAUGAAAGGCCUGAAAGAUCACGGGAAGGAGCUGAAAGACAGGGAGUAUUGCUUAAGAAACGAAGAGCAGGAGUUGCUCAACUGGACGUCAGAGUUGCAGGUGCAAAACGAGAACGUAAACUCGACCACGCAGCAGUUAGAUGAGAUGGGGAGAGACUUGGGUCUGCUGAAGGAAGAGCUUCACAGCAAAGAGAAGACGUUAAAGGAGUCGCUUAAGAAAUUGGGCAAAUGGGAGCAGAAUCUUAAGGAACGAGAAGACGGGUUGCACAAAACAGAGAAUGGGCAACAUGAGGUUGGCGACGAGGAUUCUUUCGAUGUGGCAGCUGCAGUUGAGAGCCCCGAAGACGACCUGCAUUUAAUGUACCGGGAGGUCAAGGAGAGACGGGAAAAGGGAAGAGGAAGAGAGUCAGAUAGAGGAGGAAAGGGUAGGGAGGAUCAGAGGAUGGAAACUGCAUCGUCAGCUGCAGAGAUAGAGACGGCUGAGGAAAGGGAAGGGACGGGAGGAAGAGGAGAGAUGAGGGAGAAAAAAGGCAGAGAGGAUCUAGAAAGGGCAAAGGUCGUUCGAGAUUUUGAGUUUUUAUCAGCAAGUCAGGGUCACAGAAGCUCCAACAACAAAGGGUCAGAUUUGAGGGUGGUGGUGUUGGGGGAGUCCUGGUCGACUCACUCCCCCGCUGGAGUCACCAUCCUGUGUGGAGAAGCAUCAAAACCUGAUGACGGGGCAACCUUCAGGCCCUGGAGAGGUCAGGUAGCCGGACGCCGACUUUCCGUCGCAGAGCCGCUAGGUCUGAGGUGGCGAGACGGACCGGACCCGACCGACACGACGCAAAGGAAAAGCAUUCUGGACAGCAUCUCCUGGUGUCACCCCGGACCUCACGUCGUCCUCCUGCUCAUGCCGGCCUUCCUCACCUGCACACAGAAGUACAGGAGAGCAGCAGAGGAGCACAUGAAAUUGCUCGGGGAGGACAUUUGGCAGCGCACGGUGGUGCUGUUCACGUGGGGGGAAAUGUUAGGGGAGAGCGCAGAGCAGCUAAUACUGAGGAACGGGGAGCUGAUGGGGCUCGUAGAGAGAUGCGGGGGCAGGCAUCAUGUGCUGAGCAGCAAGAAAAGCAACGCUAUGAUUGAGGGCUUGUUUGACAAGAUGGAGGAUGUGGUGGCUCUGAACAGCAGAGAACUGUGAUGAGAUCGUAUCAAAAAAAUAUAAUUUAAAAACAGUGUUUCAUCUUUAUGUGAAUUUAUUUUAAUAAAUUUGAAAAGUAGUGGAAGAA
Messenger RNA from Cottoperca gobio, 6401 nucleotides. Its product is annotated as trichohyalin. Gene Ontology annotation, molecular function: GTP binding. The record is from RefSeq and is a predicted model, not a curated record. NCBI's taxonomy places the organism in Eukaryota, Metazoa, Chordata, Actinopteri, Perciformes, Bovichtidae.